Messenger RNA from Moneuplotes crassus, 2469 nucleotides. The record is from the annotation of a GenBank genome assembly. Lineage: Eukaryota; Ciliophora; Spirotrichea; Euplotida; Euplotidae.
AUGGAAAAAGCCUUGAUUCCCAAAGUCAGGAGUAGCAUCGAUUUUACGAAAAGAAAUCAUAAAGAACGCUUAACUUUAAAAGAAAGACUUGAAAUGCCAGAUCAAAUCAGACUGGCUACCGCUCAAGAGCCAUAUCUUGAGAGUCCGACUGGUCUUGAUAAUUUAAUGGGAGGCUUAAUGCGAAAUUCCGAGAAAGUCAAUGCUAAAAGUGUAAAAUAAUGUUUCAAACAAUAAUUCGAACAAACACCUGACACAUCUUGGUGAUGAUCCAUCGAUCUGUAGCUUAUUGCUUGACUCAAACAGAGAUACUGAUCUUGAUACCAAUAAGCUUAGAUCAAACCUUAAAAAGCACCUAUACGAACGUGAAAACAAGCUGGUCAAAUCUCAAAAUCAAAAUAUUCAAGUUUUAAAUGAUUCAAAUGAUCAAAAUGGUUUCCAAAUGUCUGUUGCCAAAGAAGAGCAAGAAUUUUCUCUCAGCAAAAAGCAUUAUAAGACCAGACAACAAUUACAAGAGUUUCGUGAAAAGUUUAUAAAAGAUAGAUACAAAGAUGAAGAAAGCUCCUGCACAGAUUUUUCAGCAGAGAAACCACCUGAACGGCCUCACAAGGAAACUCUUGAUGAGGAACCCACUUUUGGAGAAAUCCAAGGCUGAAAUACACUAGAUUUAGAUCAAAAAGAAAAUAAACUAGCAGAUACACCUUGUGUCCCAACUCAAAUUGAUAUUCUAAGAGGUCCUCUCGCAGAACGAUAUGAAGACAACAUUCUUAACAUUAAGCAUACACCUAAAAAUAACAAAAGCAUCGGCCAUGCUUCCCAAAAGUCCAAAAAUAAUGAAGACUUUGACAAUUUGCAAAAAUCUGAAGAGAAAAGAAAAGAGGAUAGAAUCCAAGUUAAAUAUCUGAGUGAAGAAAGGAACCCUAGCAAUACUCAUAAUUUCCGAAACACUUUGACUCAAUUUGCCCAAUCAAAUUAUGAAGCUCAAACUAUACAAGUUUCGAAUCCUUUUGAUAAAAACUGUACAUCAAAAUUGAACAAGUCGCUAGAGAAUCUGAGAAAAUUUAAUACAAAUUAUAGCAAUGCUCCAAACUCUAUUUACUCAACUAUUAAAAGGAGUGUGAGGAAGAAAGAAUUUUAGCUCAGACCCAAUACACAAAUCAAUUGAAAGACCUACUUUGAAUGAGCAGACUCAUCUCUAUCAGUUGAAACAGAGCUCUAAUCAUGAACCAAGACCAGGAUUAGGCAUUAGAAUGGCCUCUGAUUAUAAUUUUACUGAUUUUCAGACAAAAACAGGACCUCAGAACAACCUCCCCAGCAGAAAGGCAAGCGAGUAUUAUAAAAGGCAGUAUACAAGCUUAGAUAAAAUAGCCAAAAAUCGUAAUAAUGAUUAUAAAGGGACCAUAGAUCCCUAUCCAAGAAUCAAAGUCCAGCAAACUGCUACUCAAAAACCCCUAUAUGAUACAGAAACAUCUCAAGAACUUGAGUUGGACAUUGGAGGAGCUGCUCAGAUAUGGAAAGACUUGAAAUCCUCUCCUAAUCCCUUAAUGACCCAAAAAGACACCAAUCAAGCCCAAUGCCAAAGAUGAGCCACCCUUGAAGAUAAGGUCCGAGCCCUCACUCUCCAACUUCAGGAUGCUACUAUCCCCCCUUCUAAAGCCCAUAACGGUGAAAAUUCCCCCAAAAGCCCAAAACUACCCAAAAUCCACUUUGAAAAACAACUAGAAAAGCUUCAAGAAAAGUACGAGCUCGAACUCACGAAGAAAACCAUAAAUUUCAACACAAAAAUGGAACUAAAAGACCAAGAAUGGAGCCAAAUCCUACUACAAACUAAACAAAAAUGAGAAAAUAAAGUUAAAGAGAUCUUAGAUUAUUGAAGUCAGCAGAAUAAACUUGUACAUACCAGAAUGCCAAGAGAGCUCCUCUCUCCAGGAACAAGGGAGAACUCUGAGAGAAACGCAAGGUUUAGAGAAGAGCUUUUAGAGGAAAUAGCUGACCUGAAGGAAGCUAAAAAGGACCUUAUUGGGGAAAAUCACUUACUUAAGUCUAAAAUUUCCCGACUUGAACAAAAAGUCCUGUCUUACAAGCAGCAGAGGAUUAGUAAGAAUUAUGAUGAAGAGCCUACAAGCAUGAUAUUUAGCAACACUUUGAAUUUUGCAGUGAAGAAAAAGCCCAAAAGCAUGGAGAAGCAUUGAAAAACUGUCCUUGAAAAAUAUGACAUGGUUCGAAAAGAGAAGCAAGAAAAGCAGUUGCUUCAUAAUAAGCGAAGGAUAAAAGAAAUCAUGCUUGAGUCUGAUAACUCCUUUAGUUAUUGCAAUCCUCCUCAGUAUACAGAAGAGUCUGAGGAAGAGGAUAGACCUCAAGAAAACCCUGGUCCAGACAGUCAACUUUAUGAAAGAAUCAGAAAGCUAGAAGAAAUCAUUCUCAAAAAGAAAAAGCAAAAGUAUUAAGGCUUCAAUAUUCACUCUGAAUAAU